Ochotona princeps (American pika) is the source of this 885-nucleotide messenger RNA. It is a transcript of the gene TEX50, whose product is annotated as testis expressed 50. NCBI's taxonomy places the organism in Eukaryota, Metazoa, Chordata, Mammalia, Lagomorpha, Ochotonidae. The coding region runs from base 355 to 885 and encodes 176 amino acids. The transcript has 2 exons. The record is from RefSeq and is a predicted model, not a curated record.
AGGAUUACAGGCUUCUAAAAUUUAGUAGCCUUCACUUUUAAGAAAAGAAUUUCAAAGCGUUUUAGCAAGGAGCAUUUCUACAAAACCCAAGGUGAUUGGCUAGUGGACAGCUUUUCGCCUCAUUGUGGUGCUUUAUGAUGUCACAGAUGCCCGGCCUGCUGCCUAUGUUACAGUGGUCACCUGUGCGCAUUUCACUGUGUAUGUCUUGCUGGCUGGCAAGAGUGUCUGACACACUUUGGUGAACCGCAUUAUCCAAUACCCAGGCUCUGACCUGAGUAUUAUCUAAUUAUCUGAUGAUCUGUCUCUGAGCAUUUUUUUAGAUACAGAUCUCUUUUUUCCAGUUGAUAAGGACAGAUGUGUAACCAAAGACUGUCCAUGAUUUUUCCCUUGCUGUUUGCCUGCUUCUUCAGGGACAGCUUCUGCAUUUGUGAUGGAACUACUUGGACGAAAGUUGGCUGGGAGAUUUUUCCAGAAGAAGUAUAUUAUCUGAAAGUUAGUCCUUCUCCAUCUCACUGUCUACCUUACCCUCUCAACAAACUAUGCUGCGAUUUUGCUAACAUGGAUAUAUUACAGAGCUGUUUACACGUGACUUCUAUUUUAGUACAAACCCUCUUUCUAAUCCUGUCGGUUUUAUCUACGCACUACCUGUGGGUGAAAUGGAAGAAACACAAAAAGAAGAUGAAAGAACAGGCUUGCCUGGAUAAAACUGACAAGGAGCUGCACAGCCCGUCCGUUUAUGACAUUGAGCAACUGCUCUGCAAGCUGGUGGCGACGACAUCAAUGAUGACCAAGUACCUGAACGAAGUCUCCCAGCGUUCCUCCUCCAAGAAAAUCAAGCACCGCAAAUCCAAGAAAAAGAAGUUUGAAGGUGCAAUGGGCUACUAA